AUGUCCCCCCCGGCAGGACCAGGCCUGCUAUCAGUGGCCGACAUGCUUAUUGCCGCUGAUAAGCCAGAUAGGCUAAGAGAUGAUGCAGGUCCUAAUGGUAACGGGACUAUCAUCCAACAGCGUAGCGAAGCUGAGCAGGGGAAGGGAAGCAUUGUGACAGGCAGAGAGGAGGAUGGGCAAUCACAGAAAGUUGGCUACUAUUUUGGGAGCAAUAAUACCUACGGUCUCGGUUUGGGGGGGGUGGGCUUAAAGUGGCCAUUUGGACCACCACGAGUGGGAAUUGAAAGGCGUCAGUCACACCUGGAGCCAGGUAUCUUGUGGCAUUUCUCCCACACGCUCAUGCCAUCGCGGCCUCCUAUUGGAACAUGGUCAUCUCCGCAUUUACCAGGCCAUUACGGUAAGACGGCCGCCAAUGUUCCCACUCGUGCUCAUGUGCCCCACGCACUUACGCCUUUUUUGGGCUCCGCGGCCGACGUGGUGGGGCCCGGUUUUUGGCUAGUCCGCCCGCCGAGGAGGGCUCCACCUCCCGUUGGUCUCCGCUCCCAAGUUUCUCAUUCGGUUGGUACUGAGAUGUGCACCGGCGCCAAUCUGCUAUUCUUUGCCGCCCCAGACUAG
Molecule: messenger RNA, 615 nt
Organism: Aspergillus niger
Lineage: Eukaryota; Fungi; Ascomycota; Eurotiomycetes; Eurotiales; Aspergillaceae
Exons: 7
Coding region: 1-615 (204 amino acids)
Source: RefSeq, a predicted model, not a curated record